Neoarthrinium moseri is the source of this 1578-nucleotide messenger RNA. RefSeq lists its product as uncharacterized. Gene Ontology annotation, molecular function: carbohydrate:proton symporter activity. The transcript is spliced from 7 exons. Lineage: Eukaryota; Fungi; Ascomycota; Sordariomycetes; Amphisphaeriales; Apiosporaceae. Bases 1 to 1578 code for a protein of 525 amino acids. The record is from RefSeq and is a predicted model, not a curated record. Gene Ontology annotation, cellular component: membrane. Gene Ontology annotation, biological process: transmembrane transport; carbohydrate transport.
AUGGGCAUAUUAAAGCAGAAAAAGGUCGUCAGACCUCCGAAAGGCCUUAUCCCGGGUCAGCGCCGCCCCGCAAACAUUCGCUAUGUAUACUCCCUCACUUCUUUCGUCUGCCUCGGCUCUUUUCUCUUCGGGUGGAAUCAAGGCGUCAUGUCCAUGAUCAUUGCCGAUGCCAGAUGGCUGGACCUAAUGAAACCUGCCAAUGAUUGGACCAUUGGUUUUGUCGUCAGUAUAUACAAUAUAGGCUGUGCCUUGGGGGCCAUGACAGUUGGUUUCUUUGCUGAUUCGAUUGGACGAGAGCGAACAAUUUCCCUAGCAACGAUCAUCUUCAUUGCUGGGGCAUUGCUGCAAGCUGUGUCAUAUACUAUAACGCAAAUGACCUUGGGCCGCUUGAUAUUGGGCGUCGGUGUAGGGGCCUAUUCAGCUGGCGUGCCGCUGUACAUCACGGAGAUCGCGCCGGCCGCCGUUCGCGGCAGAAUCGGAGCCAUCAAUUUGAUGAUUCUUUGCUUCGCCGAGAUGGUUGUUUUCUUCGUUGUUUACGGCUUCUUCUUCGUCGAGUCGAACGAUUGGUGGAGGUAUCCCAUCGGAAUUCAAGUUCUGCCGGCUUUGGUCCUAGCAUUGGGUUGCUGGAGCUGGGUUCCGCCGUCACCUCGGUGGCUCGUGGCACAAGAGCGUUACGACUGCGCGCAUGAAGUGCUCUCUAGACUCCAUGGCUCGGAUGUUGCUGAAUUUGAGAUGAAGGAGAUUCGAAACUCGCUCUCCGUAGAGGGGGCAAGUUCGCAGGGUAUAUGGGCAGACAUGUUCCGGCAGCCUGUUCUUCGGAUAACCUUUCUUGGAACCACGAUCCAGUUUUUGCAGCAAAUUACGGGGACUAACUCAAUCUUCUACUGUCGUGUGAGCGUACCAUGCGGUCCUUCCUGGUCGUACCCAACUGCUAACCUUUCCACAAGCGCACCGACACUGUUUAUGAGGGGAGGUCUUAGUGCCGAGAGCGCGAACCUAGCAACUGCAGGAGUCGGUGUCGUGCUCUUCUUUGCAGCGUGGAUACCAGUCUUUUUCUUCGACAAACUUGGCAGGAAAACCUGGCUUCAGAUUGGUACCGUCGGAAUGUUCGGUUCAUUGAUUGGAAUAGCAGCAUUUCUCCGCCACGCCGAACACUAUCCUGGCGACCCAACAAACAAUGGCAUCGUGGCCUUUCCCUAUCUCUUCUACACUUUUUUCAACAUGAGCUGGAGCUCCGGCUCUUGGACUUACGCUGCGGAGAUUUUCCCUAUUUCGCUUCGGGCCAAGGGGAAUGCACUCUGCACAGCCUCGUUAUGGAUAUCCAAUUUCAUCGUUGCGCAGACAACGCCUCCGAUAGCCAGCGCUAUAGGCUGGGGUCUUUACGUCCUGUUGGCAUUCUUUUGUGUAAUCGCUUUCUUAUUCGUAAGAUUUGCUCUUGUGGAAACAAGAGGUCGAUCACUUGAGGAGAUGGCUGAAUUGUUCGGCGUAGAGGACGGCACGAUGAAGCAAGACACCGAAGAUUCUGAACGAAACGAAUUACUUCGCCAUAGUUCUGACUCUAUGGAAGACACGUUUUAA